Messenger RNA from Dentiscutata heterogama, 177 nucleotides. NCBI's taxonomy places the organism in Eukaryota, Fungi, Glomeromycota, Glomeromycetes, Diversisporales, Gigasporaceae. The record is from the annotation of a GenBank genome assembly.
CAAGAUUCAGCAACUAGUAAAAAUGUUGAAGAGCAUGCAGCAAAUUUAUAUAAUGUUAGUACUGAGAAUAUAUUUGUAAAAAUAUGGGAUAAUAACCAAGUAUUAGAAGAAGAUGAAGUUAUCUGUUAUUUAUACUAUUCUGAUGAACCAAAAAAUAUUGAUUCUUUGAUUUGGUAG